GACACAAUUCACAGAUAACGCUCGGUACGUGGACAGUAGAGAUAUGGGAAUGUCUAAACCCAUGUCACAAAGCUCGCCGUUUCCAGGUGGUUUCAAACGCACCCCCUCAGUAAGUUCGCUAUCUCGACUUGGACCUCAGUCAGAAUCGACAACAGAGUUCAUGAUACGCAAAGCCUGAUGGCCGAGAUCUCAGCACUCCGGGAGGACAACGAAUGUUUGAAACAGGGCAGCGUACAAGAACUCGCCCACACUCGGAAGGCACCUUCCACUGGCCAAGUCUUCCACCAGAUCAAGAAAUCCACUUUUCUCGAUGAGCCACACUAUGCGCCUUGCGCGGGAGGAGAUGCAGUGUUGUGCGCAGACAUACCAAUUCGUGGCGACCACCUCUACCUCUCACAACAUCCCGAGAUUGCCUUUGCGGUCUACAAACAGUACGACGAUGCGCCAGACGAUCUCAGUAAGAUUGAGAUCUUGGAUGGUGUGUAUCGAAAACCUACACCGAUCUCUGAGUGCAUCUUACUUACGGCCCUCGAGAUUGAGGAUGCAUUACAGGGACUGGUAGAGCACGCACCAGCCUUCUUCGAGUACUUCCAGGACUUCGACUUCAAACAGGGACUGGUAGAGCACGCACCAGCCUUCUUCGAGUACUUCCAGGACUUCGACUUCAAACAGGGACUGGUAGAGCACGCACCAGCCUUCUUCGAGUACUUCCAGGACUUCGACUUCAAACAGCGGCUGGAGUCGCCUUGCCUGUUCAUGUUCUACAUGUCUCCUUUCUUGCCACAAAUCCUGCCGAACCCUACUAUGCCGAAGCAGGAACUUGUACAACACCUCAAGAAAGCGAUUGACGAUAGACAUGGGAGAGAGUACGAGCUCGCUAGGAUUGAGGCAGAGAAAGGUAUGGUAUCGGACAAUCACCUGAAGUACCUCAUACGCCCUGGCGACAACUGUCACACCAGUCGCCUGCCAGAAUCGCUUGACGAUCUUUCAGCAUCGUACUGUGCUUACCAGAAGCUCUCCGAAGACUUCUACGCGCACGUUGCGCAAUGUUGCAGAUGCUCUCCGUGCGCUCAGCGGCAUCGUCAACCCUCUGGCUACUGGCAUGGCCGCGCCAACUACCCAAAGGCUUCCCGCAAGCUUUCUGGAUCCUUUUUUUUCGUUCGGCUCUUCCACUGGCCAUCGCGACGCCGAGGGUUUUGAAACUGGGCACUUGUCCGUAAGCGUCACCCGUAGGACGAAAUUGUUCGGGCAGGCAGCUAGAGCUCUGGCUGCAUCUGUGUUCAUCCCCAUCAAUGUUGGCGAGGACUCGGGCAAGUCGUGCGCCACGAGCACAAACACGAUGGUCUGUAGCCGCAACACGCAUUCUGAGAAUGAUCCUGGAUGGCCGUUCGUAGCCUGCGCUUUGCCAAACCCUUGUACUGAAGUCGAACAAGGCGCUGGGGCAGACGUCGAGCGGCCCUGAGUUGGGGGAGUCUUCCCCUUCCU
Didymella exigua CBS 183.55 is the source of this 1485-nucleotide messenger RNA. RefSeq lists its product as uncharacterized. The transcript has a single exon. Bases 178 to 1200 code for a protein of 340 amino acids. The record is from RefSeq and is a predicted model, not a curated record. NCBI's taxonomy places the organism in Eukaryota, Fungi, Ascomycota, Dothideomycetes, Pleosporales, Didymellaceae.